Molecule: messenger RNA, 4139 nt
Organism: Amoebophrya sp. A25
Lineage: Eukaryota; Dinophyceae; Syndiniales; Amoebophryaceae
Source: the annotation of a GenBank genome assembly
AGAGCUUGUGCUGUUCAUUUUUCCUUCAACCUUCAAACUUCAAAUUGACAUUAUUUCCUACGACAGAAGAAGCACGCUUGUUCUUCUGGUAGUUAUGAAAGAUUCAGAAUUUUCAGAGGAGUAAGUACAUACACAUAAUAAAGAUAUAGACAUAAAGAUAUCAACAUUAAUACUAGUCGUUAAGGAAACACGUAUUAAGAAAAUCUCGUCGUGCUCGUCGUCGUUCCCUACGUCCUCGAUACAGCGUCAUCAAUAAGGAAUUCUUCGUCUAGUACCUAGAUCUCAGAUCUGGAAAAAUGUCAGUUGAAGCUGGUGCUGCCCCUUCCGGCGGAAAUCCCUUUCAGCUAUCUGCUCCGCCACGUCUCUCGGCUUCCUUAUUUUCUGGUGGAUCGACCACCCCUCGUGCCUCUAGCGCCAACAUGAUGACAGGUGGUGCACCAGCAGAGCCAAUGACGAUGACGAGCAUGGGCGGAUCGUCGCCGCGUUUUUCGUCGACUACAGUUAAGGGUUUAUUCCGAAUUGCAUUCCCCAGUACUAAACCAACCUUGGCUUUUUGCCUCGUAGAAAAGCCAGGGAUGUACAUGUAACCUCUAACAAAGGCUAGCACGUAACCUCGAACAGAGGUCCUCACCGCUAUGUUCUGCUUUUCCAAAGUUGGUAUUUAAUAAUACUAGCAUCAAGAUAUUAUGUAAAAACUCACGUAGUACUAGAAGCAUACUUAAUAAGUAUAGCUCAAGCUUCUCCGUAACAAGAACAAUGAAUGGUUCUUCCAGUCCUCACUCUAAAACACCUGGGGCACAGCCGCAAGCGGGACAGCUGACGCCUUUGUACGACAGGCAGUACAUCACUUUGCACAACCUAUUGGAAAGGGAGAUGCGCCAGCGAGUCGAAAGCGAACGCAUGAUCCGCGACGACAUGACCUCCCUUCAAGAAGGCAUGGCUCGCAUUGCAGGACAAAUUCAUGAGGUACAACUGUACAACGAGAACUAGAAUAUGAUGAUAUUGAAUAAUUGAUCGAUACUUCUAAGUACAACAUCAUACAUUUUUGUGAUCGAUACUACAACUACAACAUAUCAAUAUUUAAAUUGAUCGAUACAACAUUUUUGUGAACAAGAUCUGCUCAUGUCCCACAUGAUUAUGUUGAUUUUGAUUAAUACUUAAAACGACCAGGUCGCAACUGAUCUGCGCGGUAACCUGCCUCGAUUGUACCAAGAAUGCAAGGAAUUGCGACAGGAGAGUCGGGCACUCACACAAGCCUACAACCAGAAUGUUCAAGAGUUGCAUCGCCAAAACGAACUCAUCAACCGAAAUCGCAACGAUGCAGAUCUAAGAUUUGGUACUAUUUAUCAGAUUAGGAUUUAUAGUACUAGUCUGCUAGGGGAAGAUAGAUAUCGGAAUCAUAUGAGGAGCCCUGUGGUCAACUUGAAAAUUUAGAUUUAGGAUCAUCUUCUCAACAAGAACACAGUAGAUUCUCCAAAGAUUUAUACUAGGAUCACCUUGAAUUAUCAAGAACACAGAUCGCAACGAGGUGAAGGCUGAGGAGCAGACGAGGGAUGACCGGAGUGAAAAGAACGAGAUUUGGAGCAAGCUGUGCACCAAGGCCGUCGUCCAGGAUCUGGCGGAUAAGGUUGGCUGCCUGGAUAUGGAGACCCACGCAAAAUUCCUCGAGCGAAAGCAGGAGUACGAAGACGCCGUCUCGCGUGUCAAGGACGUCGAAGAGAAGCUGGCCAAGUCCUUGGAGGAAUUCCUGCGUGGGGUGAACAAGUGCGACUAUUUGUAUUCCCAGUGCAACAUCGCCAACACGGAGUACCAGAGAUUAAGGGUAGUUUCGUGUAAUUUAAUUAUACAACAUCCUUCACUACCAUUUUCUCUUGACGACUAAACUUUUAAACAAAACUACACUCACAACCCUGCCUCCAGUCGUCAAAUCCUUGACCACCUCUUAUUUCCUAGUCGGGAAAAGGCUAAGGAUGAUCUUCUGAGGAAUGUAAAUGUAAUUCUGCAACCUCUAAAGAGAGCUGCGGGAGAAGUGACGGAAAAUCACCGCCAGAUGAUCGAGGACGUGGUGUACCCGCGAAUUGAGCGGUGCGAGGCCCUUCUGAACCAAGAAAUGUGUGAGCGGGUCGAGUGCCUGAAAAAGAUCGCGGUGGAAUUGGUACUGACUAAGAAAUAGAAAAGUCGUUACUUAGCAUAAUGUAUGAAAAUCAUUGUUGAUGUGCUCGUGCUACUUCAACUUCUUCCUAUAUUAAUUGAUGCUCGCCAUGCAAGAAUCGGUAUUUCAGCACGAGGACUUUUUGAUGGCCUGUGGUGCGGUCGUUAGCUCUACCCUGUAAAAAAAAAAUCACGCCAGGUGCAUUCCAAAGAGCAGAAUGAUCGGGUGAAGGAUCAGGUUGAGCGCUUGGCUGUGGAUCUCUCAACAACUCAGGCGGUGCGAGCGGCACAGCCCUCUCCUGCCGACGAGGCUGCCAGGAGUAAUGCAGCAGCGUCCCCACUCGACCGAUCCAGUGGCUCAAUCUACGGCAACUCUCCGGCUCCAGUCUUUCGCGCUAGCAGUGCGGCCCCAGGCGGGCCAACAGUACAUUCAUAACUAGUUUCUUGAUUGUGAGAUGGAAGAAGUCUGAUUUUCAUCUGAUGAAAGAUAGUCGGGCAAUUUGUUCUCACCAUUGAUGUUGUGCUUUUUUGUUUUCCUAUCAUGUAGGUCUUAGAACUAACUACGCGAUUGAAUUUAGUUGUGCUAGGAGUACUAGCGAGCAGUGCCAGUGGAGCUCACUCAACAAGAUGAUUCUUGAAGGCGAAGGAGAUACACCACAUACUAGUACACUUCUUCUAGUACGUAUCGAUACACCACAUAGUACACUUCGUCUAGUACGUAUCAAAACUAACAUAGUAAAAUCAAAAAAAAAAUAACAUCAGAUGCUGACAACUCCACGACUUGGAGGGGGAUCUACCAUGAUGCGCGGAUCGCAGAUGGGCUCAGGGAUGCCUUCUUUGGGAUCAGUCGUGAUUGGCGGGAAAGUCUACCCACCUGGAACACGCGUUGUCUCCAAUGCUUGAUCAUGAGCCUACGACCCGUACUCACUGGAGUAGGAUCGCUUUCAUUUUUGAACAAGCAAUAUCCUCGGUAGGGCAUUCGCAAGCGACGCUUGACAUCUUGCUGCAAGGGUUUUGGCUGAAAAUUGGAUUUUUCCGGAAUGAUAAUUCAUGAGCAAUUGGAUCAUUGAUACAUGUACAAAACAUUGGAAUUCGGGUGGGAUGAAAAAGCAUCAAAAACAAAACGUUGAUAAUGGAAUUGAAUAGCAAAGAAAGUCUUAUUUGAUUCUACGUCCAUAACCAUACAUUGAUACUUAUUUAAUUGACUAUGUUCGUUGCUGACUACAACUAAAACACAUUAUCCUUAAUCUUAAAAUGAUGUUGAACCACUAAGCAUGACAAAGAAAGAAAGGAAAACAAGAUUUAUGAGAUUUUCCACGAUUAUAAUUUGACAUCAUUGGAACAAAUGACCUAAUGUAUAGAAAUGCUGUCUAACUCGAAGCACGUAACUGCUUCCUGUAGAGAUCUUGUGUUAAUAUGAAAAAAUUUGAAUUUCUCCUAUUGAUGAUAUAUGAAUCUUCCGAACAAAAAUGUAGUCAAAUAUGUUGCUAACCUAUGACACGAACUAGGACAAGAACUUCUACGAACUGAGUACAUGGAUCAUCCUAGUUGUAAGUAGAUGAUGAACAAUGUUCUUUUACACGAGAUGUUAGGUAGCAGCGAACCGUGUUAGUGUUGUCGGUUCAGAUGUAUGGUUCGAGUAUUUGGUAACCUGAAUUCGAUCACAAGGAUUCCCUUCUUGUUUUCCUCAUGAUCAAAAUCAGGCUAUACCAAAUACCAGCACCAUUCGUCAGAUGAUGGAAUAAUGGAAGACCACUAGUUUGAUCUUGAAGUGCUUCUCCCAAAGUAGAAGAACAAGAAGAUAGGUGAAGCACCUAACCUAACCUAUGGUGCCAUUAGAAAUCGCACUGGCUUCUUGUAGUUGACAAGAUAAAAUGAAAAUAUUUCUAAUGGUGACAGUGGCAAAGCAGAAUCUGAUGACAAGUACAAAGAAAGAAAAAGAGUACGCAAUGAUCCUGCGUGAUCAUUUGAGAUGCAAUGAUGAUGAG